UAUUUCCUUUCUCAUAUCAUCUAGUUGAUAUUAUUUAUCAUUAACUAGAAAGAAAACAAUUAUCUUAUUCCCCUUGCCAUUUCCUUUCUCUUCAAAGGCUUUGUUCUACUUCAUUCUCUUUUCUGGGUGCUCUAAUGGUUUUUGAAGCAGGUAGUUCAACAGCUUGAAUUAAUAGGAGUUAACCUUCUCUGGGUCUUUUCUGGGUAGUCUUAACACUUCUCUUUAUUUUUUCCAUGUGGUUUUGCCUUCUUUUUAUUAAGCUUUAUUUUCAUAAUUGUUGUUAGUUGAACCUUUCUUACUUGGAACUCUAUUUGUUCUUGCUUUAUUUCAAGCUCUAGCUUUAUUGCAUUGAAUUCAGUAGGGCCUUGCUCAUGUUUCUACCUAGGGAGCUGUUGGAAAAGUACUUUUCUUGUUUUAUUCAUCCUAGCUGCCUCCUGAGCUGCUGGAGUUUCAGAUGCAUAUAGCCAUUAAACUUCAUCAGUCUCUCUAGUUAUUCAUCUUCAAUAUGCCUCCUACAUAUUUCCCUCUUCGCUGGGAAAGCACUGGAGACCAAUGGUGGUAUGCAUCUCCCAUAGAUUGGGCAGCAGCUAAUGGCCACUAUGACUUGGUCCGGGAGCUUCUUCGGGUAGAUGGCAAUCACCUCAUCAAGCUUACCUCUUUGAGGAGGAUCCGCCGCCUUGAGACUGUCUGGGAUGAUGAAGAGCAGUUUGAUGAUGCUGCUAAGUGUCGUUCUCAAGUUGCAAGGAAGCUUUAUAUUGAAUGUGAAUCAAAGAAAGCAAAGAAUUCCCUCAUUAAAGCUGGCUACGGUGGAUGGCUUAUAUACACUGCUGCCUCUGCUGGAGACUUGGAUUUCGUUCGAGAACUUCUUGAUAGAAAACCUCUACUUGUUUUUGGAGAAGGGGAGUAUGGUGUUACUGAUAUUCUUUAUGCUGCUGCCAGGGGUAAAAACUCUGAGCUUUUCAGGCUUAUAUAUGACUUUGCCGUGUCACCAAGGUUUUUGACAGCCAAAGCUGAAGGAUCUAAGGAGCACAUUGGAGACAUUCCUUCUGUUUAUAAGUGGGAGAUAACAAACAGAGCUGUUCAUGCUGCUGCUAGAGGAGGAAAUUUAAAGAUUUUGAAGGAGCUUCUUAGUGACUACACAGAUAUUUUGGCUUAUAGAGAUAAACGUGGUUCCACUGUAUUACAUACUGCUGCUGGCAGAGGCCAGGUUGAGGUGGCUAAAAAUCUUGUUGAAUCUUUUGAUAUCAUCAACUCCGUGGAUGAUCAAGGCAACACAGCAUUGCAUAUUGCUGCUUACAGGGGCCAAGCAGCAGUUGUAGACGCUUUGAUUCUUGCGUCUCCCUCGUUGAUCUCUGCAAGAAACAAGGCUGGAGAAACAUUUCUCCAUCUGGCAGUGUCCGGUUUCCAAACACCUGCUUUUCGAAGAGUGGAUCGACAGAUUAAUCUUAUGAAGCAAGUCGUACACGCAAAAAACUUCAACAUGGAAGACAUUAUUAAUGCUAAAAACAAUGAUGGUAAGACUGCUCUUCACUUGGCCAUUAUUGGGAAUGUUGACACUGAUCUAGUUGAACUACUGAUGUCUGCACAAUCAAUUAAUGUGAACAUCCGUGAUGCCAACGGAAUGACUCCACUUGAUCUUCUCAGACAAAGGCCUCGUUCUGCUUCAUCAGACAUACUUAUUAGGCACUUGAUUUCAGCUGGAGGGAUGUUUGGUUGUCAGGAUGACACUGCAAGAAGAGCAAUUGCUUCACACUUAAAGAUGCAAGGUCAUGGAAGUAGUCCUGGAACUUCUUUCAGAAUAUCCGACAUAGAAAUCUUCUCGUCUACAGGUGUUGAGACCACAUCGGAUGCCAGUGAUGUUGGUAGUGGAGGAAGGAGUCGUUCAUGCUCAACAGAUUUUGGCUCAGCUGAUGAAUACAGAAAGUCAUCAGCUGGUAAAAAACCAGGUUCUACGAACAAUGCAGCGCAGCGAUUGAAAAGUGUUAUCCAUUGGCCUCGGUUGAAGGAGAAAAAGACUGAAAGAUUGAAGAAAUCAAUAAAUGAGGGUUGCUCGGAAGAAACUCCAAUCCCACUUAGACAGAGAUUUUCAAAGCCCUCAUCACUUCCUAACAACAAGAGGACACUUUCUGUAAGGAGUAAUCAGUCCACUCCAAUUGCAAAGAAGAAACAUGCUUCAGGGAUGAUGCAUGGUGUUAUGCAAGCCUUGCCACAGUUAACUAUUCCUGGAAGAUCGAGCUCGAGUUCAUUCUCGAAGUCAUCUUUCAUUGGCAGUGAUGUUGCUGGACCAUCUUGUUCCAAUCCAAGUCUUGAUGAUGAAAAACCAAACACAAUUGUGAAGCAAGGGUCCACCAAAAAGGGGUCAAGGAGUCAGUAUUUCUGUUUUGGAGGUUCAAGUCUGGCUGUGAAAACCCCAGUUAGCAGGCAGAGGCAGAACCAGAUUACCGUCAAUCCUGACAUGGUCUCAAUGGCUUGAUUGUCUCUGACAGGAAGAGUUGGGUCCAGAAAUGAUCUGAAGGCCAACCAUCUGAAUCUAUGUAAAAGGCAACUGACAUAGAAGAAAGAUUAGCAAGAUCUGUAACUUGCUGCCUGUUUUAUAGGUCUACGUUCUUUACUUGUUAGAUUUAAAAAAAAAACAACCUGUUAUGUCUGAAAUAAACUGUUCAUGUUCCAGUGCAAAAGAAGUAGCUGAGAAACAAAUGUAAUGUAAGCAGUUUGCUUUAUGUGUAUCUAAGCUAAGCAGCUGAGAUGUUGCUGCAAUGUUCAAAGUUCUAACACGUAAUAUAAAGUGCUUACAACCGCCAAUUAUA
Messenger RNA from Durio zibethinus, 2807 nucleotides. The record is from RefSeq and is a predicted model, not a curated record. Lineage: Eukaryota; Viridiplantae; Streptophyta; Magnoliopsida; Malvales; Malvaceae.